Messenger RNA from Acomys russatus (golden spiny mouse), 912 nucleotides. It is a transcript of the gene Arpin, whose product is annotated as actin related protein 2/3 complex inhibitor. Bases 139 to 819 code for a protein of 226 amino acids. The record is from RefSeq and is a predicted model, not a curated record. Gene Ontology annotation, biological process: negative regulation of actin nucleation. Lineage: Eukaryota; Metazoa; Chordata; Mammalia; Rodentia; Muridae. The transcript has 6 exons.
AGGGCAGGCAGUUAGGUUCCGGGAUCUGCAAACUGGGAAAGCUUGAGUCGCAGCGACCUCCAGGCUCCUGUCCCCGAGGUGCCCCGCCCCGCGCGCCAGCUGCUUCCUGGAGCUGCAGAGCCUCGGCGUGGGGGAAAAAUGAGCCGUAUCUACCACGACAGCGCCCUCCGCAACAAGGCGGUGCAGAACGCGCGACUGCGGGGAGCCUGGGACCCCACCGCGCACCAGGGGGGAGAUGGUGUCUUGCUGGAGGGAGAGCUGGUGGAUGUUUCUCGGCACAGCAUCUUGGAUGCCCAUGGCCAGAAGGAGCGUUACUAUGUGCUGUAUAUCCGGCCCAGUUGUAUCCACCGGCGUAAGUUUGACCCCAAGGGAAAUGAAGUUGAGCCGAACUUCAGUGCCACCAGGAAGGUGAACACAGGCUUCCUCAUGUCAUCUUACAAGGUGGAAGCUAAGGGGGACACUGACAGGCUCACCCUCGAGUUGCUGAAGAGCCUGGUAAACAAGCCCGAGCUGCUGGAGAUGACAGAGAGCCUCACCCCAGACCAGACGGUGGCAUUCUGGAUGCCUGAGACAGAGAUGGAGGCCAUGGAACUGGAGCUGGGGACUGGAGUGCGGUUAAAGACUCGGGGUGAUGGCCCUUUCAUAGAUUCCUUAGCCAAACUGGAACUGGGGACAGUGACCAAGUGUAAUUUUGCUGGUGAUGGAAAGACAGGAGCAUCCUGGACAGACAACAUCCUGGCCCAAAAGUCUUUGGAGAGGAACACGACGGAGAUCCGAGAGCAAGGCGAUGGGGCCGAGGAUGAGGAGUGGGAUGACUGAUCUGCCUCCUCCCCUGCCAGCAUCUGCGAUGGCGUCAUUGAGAAGUGACCAUACUGACUUCCACCCCUGGAGAGAUCAGUCUGCCGAGCUAAA